Ceutorhynchus assimilis (cabbage seed weevil) is the source of this 1330-nucleotide messenger RNA. Lineage: Eukaryota; Metazoa; Arthropoda; Insecta; Coleoptera; Curculionidae. The record is from the annotation of a GenBank genome assembly.
UUGGCUGUUUCCUUGCGGUCAUCUGAAUUAAAAUAUGGUCUCUUCUUCGGUCAAAAAUGGAAAGAAAUGAGAACGCUGCUGACUGGAACGUUCACAACAAGUAAAAUGAAACAAAUAUUUGAAAUUGUCAAUGAAACUGCAGAAAAUUUCGUGGAUUAUUUCAAAAAUAAAAACGAAUGUUUUAUUGAAAUUGAAAUGAAAGAUACUUUCACAAGAUUUGCCAACGACGUUAUUGCCACCACAGCUUUUGGCCUAAAAGUGGAUUCACUAAAAGAACCAAACAAUAAGUUCUUUUUGAUGGGCCAAAAAGUUACCAAUUUUGGUAAAUUGAUAACGUCUCUUAAGUUUGUGGUAUUUUUCACGGCACCCAAUUUAUAUAAGUUUUUCAGAAUAUCGAUAUUUGCAAGAGAUUUAACAGAAUAUUUCAAAAAUAUUAUUUAUGAAACAAUUCAACUGAGGGAAAAAAAAGGGAUUGUUAGACAGGAUGUGAUCAAUUUGCUUUUGGAGGCCAAAAGAGGAAUAAAACCUGAAAAACAAGAUACAGAUGAAGAUAAUCAAAGACUAUUAUCGAAUGACGAUAUCACUUCACAAGCAAUUAUUUUCUUCAUUGCUGGAUUCGAAACAAUUUCAACUACCUUAGGUUUUGCAACUUAUGAGUUAGCUGUCAAUAAGGAAAUUCAGGAAAAGCUAAGAGUAGAAAUUAUUGAGACCCAUAAAACCAACAAUUGCAAAUUGUCCUAUUACAGUUUGUUAAAAAUGACUUAUAUGGAUAUGGUGUUUUCAGAAGUUUUACGAAAAUGGCCUCCAGUUAUUACUGUUGACAGAGUAUGUACGAAGCCGUAUACAAUUGAACCCGCUAGACCAAACGAAAAACCUGUUCACCUGAAAGUUGGUGAUGUUUUAUGGCUUCCCAUGUACCCCCUUCAGAGAGACCCGAGGUAUUAUCCAAAUCCAGAAAAGUUUGAUCCAGAAAGAUUUUCCAGUGAAAAUAAAGACAAAAUUCAGCCAUACACUUACAUACCGUUUGGAUCUGGGCCAAGAAACUGUAUAGGUUCGAGAUUUGCAUUUUUAGAAGCAAAAGCUGCUAUUUACAAUUUGCUGCUGAAUUUUGAAAUCGUGCCUACCAAGAGAACACAAAUACCGUUGAAGUUAGCUGCACGUUCUCCAUUGCCUAAGGCAGAAAGAGGACAUUGGUUAGCUUUAAAAAGAUUGUAAUAUGUAUUUAAAUAAACAUGUAGUUCGAAUAUAAAGUUACCUUUAGUCGUGAGUUUCGGUUUGAUUUUGCACAAAAUUGGUUUUUGCUAUAUGAAAUAGAAUAGAGGUUGUUGAA